Phyllostomus discolor (pale spear-nosed bat) is the source of this 4658-nucleotide messenger RNA. RefSeq names its product prolactin receptor (gene PRLR). The transcript has 10 exons. Gene Ontology annotation, molecular function: cytokine receptor activity; cytokine binding. Lineage: Eukaryota; Metazoa; Chordata; Mammalia; Chiroptera; Phyllostomidae. The record is from RefSeq and is a predicted model, not a curated record. Gene Ontology annotation, cellular component: membrane; external side of plasma membrane; signaling receptor complex. Gene Ontology annotation, biological process: cytokine-mediated signaling pathway. The coding region runs from base 615 to 2471 and encodes 618 amino acids.
UAUUACUGUUUUGUCUGUUUUCUGGCUCGGUCUCCGUGGCAGAUGUGUAGCCCAGAUCAUGCAAAACCAACCUGGGGAGAGUCUGUCAUUUCUUCUUGCACAUCUUCGCUGCCUUCCGGCUCCCCCAGCCACCUCUCUCACCUUUAGAACUGGCAGACUCUGGACAUUCUGCACGCUGAAGAAAAUCACUGUUUUGCCUCCAGCAAGGAACACAAAUGUUGCAACACUGACUCCUCCCCUGAUGAAGAAAGAGGGAACAAGUGCACCGAGUUGAGCUUCAGCUCACAAAGCUACCGGGCUGGGGACGGUGGGACCACAGCUGAGCUCCCGAGACGGCGUCUUCGGGGCUGAGCUCCCCCACCCCCGCCGCCCCCUUUCCCCUUCUGCCUCGCUCCUCUCCCUCUUUCUGGAUUUUACUGGCUGUUCGUGAAACAGCUUUACACGCGGAGGAUCUCCGUGUGCUUUUGCGGGAAGUGCUUAACGGGCUGAGAUGGCAGACUUCGCUCCCCGACAAAACUAAAGCGCUCUCGUCUUCAUGGAGGUGAACACGAAGGAUGACUCGCGCAUGAACCUGGCGUGACCUCUGACUGCUGCACGGAGAGAAGGGAGCCAGCAUGAAGCACCAGGUGGCGUCCACGCUAAUUCCCAUUUUGCUACUUUUUCUCAGCAUCGACCUCCUGAAAGGACAGUCACCUCCUGGAAAACCGGAGAUCACUAAAUGUCGCUCUACGGAAAAGGAAACGUUCUCGUGUUGGUGGAAGCCUGGGCCGGACGGAGGACUCCCUACCAACUACACGCUGACCUACCACAAGGAAAAAGAUUCAGUCAUCUAUGAGUGUCCAGACUACAAAACCAGUGGCCCCAACUCCUGCUUCUUCAACAGGAAGUUCACCUCCAUUUGGACAGUGUACGUCAUCACGGUAAAUGCCACAAACCAGAUGGGAAGCAGCAUCUCCAAUCCAUAUUAUGUGGACGUGGCCUACGUAGUUGAACCAGAACCUCCUUUGAACCUGACUUUGAAGAUAAAAUAUCCAGAAAACCAAAAACCGUAUCUGUGGAUAAAAUGGUCUUCACCCAGCCUGAUCGACAUAAGAUCUGGUUGGCUCACACUUCAGUACGAAAUUCGACUGAAGCCCGAGAAAGCAGCCGAAUGGGAGACUCAUUUCGCUGGGCAGCAAACGCAGUUCAAGAUUUUCAGCUUAUAUCCAGGAGAGAAAUACCUCGUCCAAGUUCGCUGCAAGCCCGACCAUGGAUUCUGGAGUAAGUGGGGCCCAGAGAACUUCAUCCAGAUACCUAAUGAUGUCGCCAAUACAGAUACCACCGUGUGGAUCUUUGUGGCUGUUCUUUCUGUUGUCGUCUGUUUGAUUAUGGUCUGGGCAGUGGCUUUGAAGGGCUAUAGCAUGAUGACCUGCAUCCUUCCACCAGUUCCUGGGCCAAAAAUAAAAGGAUUUGAUACUCAUCUGCUGGAGGGCAAGUCUGAGGAACUACUGAGUGCCCUGGGAUGCCAAGACUUCCCUUCCGACUGCGAGGACUUGCUGGUGGAGCUUUUAGAAGUCGUUGACAGUGAGAGCCAGCAGCUCAUGUCAGCCAGUUCAAAAGAACACUUGGAUCAGAGUAUGACGAAGUCCAAACACCCGGCUCCCAACAGGGACUCUGGCCUGGGCAGCUGUGACAGCUCUUCGCUCUUGUCUGAAAAGUAUAAGGAACCCCAGGAAAACCCACCUGCGUUCCACACUCCUGAGGGCAUCAAGAAACCAGAGAGCUCUGAAACAAAUGGCACCCACGCCUGGGUCCCUCAGAACUUGGGCUUGGGAAGCCAAAUCCCCUAUUCCUAUGCUAGUGGACCCCCAUCUUCAACACGGCCUUCACCGCAGCUGCCCAGCCUGCAGGAUGCCAUGGCUUCUUACCACAACAUUGCUGAUGUGUGUAAGCUGGCCAUGGGCACCCCAGGCGCACUGGCCACUUCGCUGGACAACACAGAACAUCGUGCUUUACAACCCUUGGAAACCACUGAGACUGCAGGGGAGAAAAAGGCGGCAGAGCAGAGCGAAGUGGAAAGCACUCAUUCUGAGGCUGACCCAGACACCCCACCGCAGCUGGUCCCCUUUAUCUCCGAGAAACCCUUGGAUUACGUGGCGAUUCACAAGAUCACCAAAGACGGAGCAUUAUCAUUGCUCCCCAAAAAAGAGAACAGCAACCAGACAGAGAAGUCCGGGGCCCUUGCCCCCAGUCAGGAGUACACUAAGGUGUCCAGGGUGGUAGGUGACAGAAUCCUGGUGUUAGUGCAGGAUCUGCGUGCUCCAAACCCAGCUUCCUUUGAAGAGCUGGUCGAGGAACCUCCGCCGUCCUUGCAAGAGAAUCAAGGCGAGAAGGACGUGGCCUCCUACGCCAGGGUACCAAGCAGCUUUGGUCUCCAGCUGGCGGGGUCCGAGUACCUGGACCCUGUGUGCUUAAAGCACUCUUUUCAGUGAUGGCUUAAUUAAUGGAAUGAUUGGUUAAAAUGUGAUUUUUUCUUCAGGUAAUACCACGGCAUCCAUGCCAUGUCCUCUGCUAGAGAAAAGUUCGAGAAUGGGGUGAGGAUGACACAGCUAAAGACCCACGGCUCACUCCCUUCCGCGCUCCACAUUCAACCAGUUGCCUCUUUCCCCAACAGCUGAUUCCAGAACAGAGCCUUUUAUUUCCUGUGAUUCACAGAUUUACUUUUUGCUGUUAGUUAUAAAAUUGCAUGAUCCACGGCAUAACAGCACGCUGCUUAGUAAUCUCGAGGGGCAGUGCCAACAGGUGUGGGCCCUGGGGAAGGCGUUCACGGUGUGGUACAUGACAGGGGCAGCUGAAAUGGUCCAGCUAGUGCAGUGGCACAGGAAGGCGAUAGACGAGGGCAUCGCUGUGAAACCCGCUUCCGGAAACCAACUGCCUCGCCUCUGCCCGCCUCUUGCAUUGGGUUAGGAUCGAUCAAACACAACACGUUUCUAGAAUUUCUAGAAAGGAUGCGUUCUGGAACACCUCGCAGAACUGUUUACAUCCCUGCCUGUUAUUACCUUAGUGACAAAUUGCUGACAUGCAGGUUAAAAUUAUGCCUCCCUUUUUUUCUUAAGUGAUUGCAUUUGUCAAGCACAGAUUAUCCCCUUCCCUUGGUUUGUUAUUCUAAAGCCUCUAGGGAAUGUAAUUUUGGAGAGUGAAAUUUUCUUCCCCCAGAGGCAAAUGAGUGUGAUGCGGUGCAUCCUCCUAAAAUGUUUUCCUGUUUCAUUUCAGUAGGAUAGAUGAUGUAUCAUAUAGCCUAGCCUUCUCUUAGUGAAAAAAAAAAUCCCCCAAGCUAACUUUAAUUUAAAGGACAAUCACAGCAGCAUGCUCAGUACAUAGAUACUGCCUUACUGUACAUAAAAAUCUACUUUAAUACAAACCCAGACACUCGACAAUGUAUUUUUGAAGACUAUUUUUCUAUCACUUAGGCAAAAUAAAAGAGUAUUUUCUAUCUUCCCAGCACAACUGUUUAUGUAUUCAGUGCGCACAGUGUUUUCUGCUAGGAGGCUGUAGUAGGGAUUUACAGCACAUCACAGUGUACACGGUCCUUGUUUGUGGAGUAAAUGCCACACCAACCAGACCCCACUGAGGAAUGCGAAGUGGAUGACAACGUUCAAUUUCUAGUACAGCAUAGUAUCAUUUUAUCUGAGUCUUUUAUCUCCAGGAUACGUUAAACCACAAUCACCCACCUAGGGUUUUAGGGGCUCUCCACGGACAGAAAUGAAUACUUCUCUUGGGACUUAGAGCUAAUCUAGGGUGCCUGCGCUUCUCUGGGCUUCUCUUCUCUAUUCGUGAAGCCACCAUAAAGAGAAGAAUGGUGGCAUCUAGCAUACAGUUUUAGAGAGAGGGGAUUGGUUUUGCUUUGUUUUUCUGAGCAGUCUUGGCAGCACCGAUGUUUCGAGCAAAGCUAUGAGUUAGUAUCUCUCCGAGGUAGAUCCAUUUGCAAAAUCUUGGCAGAGGCAGAGCCAGCACUCACGUCAGAAGCAUCCAAAUAAAAGUCUCAAGAAACAGCCUGUGUGGGGUGGUGGGAACAGCUACAAAGGCCAGGGUAUGGUAGUAAGAGUCCCCGAGUCCAUUCCAAGGGCAGACUCCCCGCUGGAGGGGUCAAAAGCCUGGCUGUCCACUUCAAAGACAGCAUCCAUGACUCAUGAACUGCCUCCCUCUAGUUGUUUGUUUUUUCUAAUUUCACCUGAUGGCAAGUCCUUUCCUGAUGUCCACACAGUGACGGGACUUCCAGAAUUGCAAAAGGACUAGAUCUUAGGCUUUAUUCUCCCAAUACAUAAACACUGUAAGAGUAAGGGGAACAUUUGGAAAAGGUGUCCCAGUUCAUUCAACCCCCCAGACCCUGGCUACUCAAAGUCUGGGCUGAGGACCAGCCACAUCAUCAUCGCCCGGGCGCUGCAUGGAAAUGAGACUCUCAGCCUCCCCGCCCCAGACCGACAGAUUCAGACUCUGCCCUGUGCUAGGUUCCCCGGAUGACACCUGUGUGUAGUGAAGUUUAAGAAGUACUACCCUAGAUGAGAAUUGCCACUAAAGGUUAUUUUAGGACAUGGUGGUAACGCCUCUCUUGGAAAGUAUAAGUCAAGUCUGUUUGACUUAACUGAACAACACCGUACGUAAGGAAAAGGCAUAAUUUU